Molecule: messenger RNA, 654 nt
Organism: Malassezia restricta
Lineage: Eukaryota; Fungi; Basidiomycota; Malasseziomycetes; Malasseziales; Malasseziaceae
Product: DNA polymerase subunit cdc27
Exons: 1
Coding region: 1-654 (217 amino acids)
Biological process (GO): DNA synthesis involved in UV-damage excision repair; nucleotide-excision repair, DNA gap filling; DNA strand elongation involved in DNA replication
Cellular component (GO): delta DNA polymerase complex; nucleus
Molecular function (GO): DNA-directed DNA polymerase activity
Source: RefSeq, a predicted model, not a curated record
AUGGACGAUACCCAUGCUUUCCUCACGGCGCGGAUCCUGCACGACAAGCAAGCUGUCACGUACCGUCUACUCAGCCGUGAGAUGGGCAUGCAUGUCGACGAGGCCAAGGCAGCGCUCGGGCGCUUUGCCGAGGCGGAGGAUGUGUCGGUCAUAUAUGCCGUGCACGACGUACAUCAUGUAUUUGUCGUGCCGGCGAGCGAGCUGGAGAGCACCCUGGCUCGACUUUCCAACGGCAAAAAGCAAGUCUAUGCUUUGCAGCCAGUGGGUACAUCGUACGAUCCAGCCAUGCUGGCCUCUGUCAACCGAGCUCUCGUGUAUGACGAGGCCUAUGCUGCUCAGCGCCAUGCGGGUCUUGGCGCAUUUGGCGCCAUUCAAAAGGACGAGGAGGUUCGAGCUCCUCCUCCCCCGUCAUCUACAAACAAGCGACGCAAAGUCAUAAAGAGGAUUCGUACGAAAAAUGAAAAGGGAUAUACAGUGUUUCAGGAUAUCGAGACGUAUGAAUCGGGCGAUGAGGCGGCACCAUCGGCGCAGCCAGCAUCGACAGCUCCAGCAGCUCCCGCACCUUCGAAAUCGCCUACCAAGGCGUCGCCUAAAGGACCUUCAAAAGCGGCACCGAAGCAGCAUAGCCUGCUGAGCUUCUUUGGCAAGCGUUAG